This is a messenger RNA of Vitrella brassicaformis, 1223 nucleotides long. NCBI's taxonomy places the organism in Eukaryota, Vitrellaceae. The record is from the annotation of a GenBank genome assembly.
AUUCCAUACAUUCGCAGUGCCCUUGUCUGCGUGCUUUGGAUGUUCUGCAGGCAGAUGAAGGAGGCCGACGAUAAGCGAUAAGCGACCACAACGACAACAUGUGCGAGGAGAUUCAGCGGCUGUGGGACGAAAUGCGCAACCUCAACAACAACCUCAACCGCAACCUCAACAACAUGCUGGCAAACCAUCCAAUCAGCCCUCGUGCCCCACCCCUCCUCCGACCGCAAAGGCCGCCCGGUGGCGUGCGGCCACAUGUGCCUAUGGAGCAAGGAAGGGCCCGCUUUGUGGACGGCUGGGAUGGCAAUGGGACGCAGAUACACAGUGGUAAGCAAUUCACCCGCCCACAAGAUAUGUACAUAUUUGAGGGACUCAUGCGGCAUGUGUUGUAUCAUCUGUUGUCGUUUCAAGAGUGUUUUUGGGUGAAAGGACGUUUGGUCGUGUUGUAGCCGCCAUCGAUCUGUCUACGGGGCAGCGCGUGGCCAUCAAGGUCCGUGCACAUACAAGCUAUGACACAUGCAAACAUCACACGCACCAUCACUCCUUCAGGUGGUGCGUGACGUACGGGAGUACACCGACCACGCGGAGACUGAAGCGAGUAUCCUCCGCAAAGUCGCCAUCCGUGAGAGGGAGCUCCGUCUCGAAGAGACCCGGCGCAACGCAGAAUGGGGCCGCGGAGGUGUGCUGCCCAUGCUGUCGGACUCCCGCAUCGUCAAACUCAUCGACAGCUUCUACUACUGCAAGUGGUGCAAGCGCACACGCUGUCAUCGGGAAUGUCGGGCGGCGGGGUGUGCGGCGAGGGAUGUGGGGCAGCACAUGUGUCUGGUAUUCGAGAAGCUGCAGUGUGUACGACCUCCUGAAGCGCAAGGCCUUCAAGGGCUUAUACCCAAUUGCUUAUACCUGGAGGAUGCUCUAUCGCGUGAGAGAGCGGCUAGAGAGCGGCAAACGCGCGCACGACGAACAGAACACCGCUGGAUGUGUGUUGGUUGAUAUGAUAGGUGGAUGGCGUCUGUCCAUUACAGUGAGUCAGGGCACUCCUGAGUUCUUCAUCUACGAGUAUGAGGAUGAGGUUGGAGAGUGUCUGUGGGUGUGCUACGACGCCUACACGACCAGCCAAAUGGCCGACCACGUGCUGUCCGACCUGAUGUCAACAACAGCCCACCGGGGAGACUGAUGGCGGCGAAGGACAGCACGCUGGAGCUGCGCAUCGACCACGAGACGCUGCC